Colias croceus (clouded yellow) is the source of this 433-nucleotide messenger RNA. RefSeq names its product DNA-directed RNA polymerase III subunit RPC10 (gene Polr3K). Gene Ontology annotation, biological process: termination of RNA polymerase III transcription; DNA-templated transcription. The record is from RefSeq and is a predicted model, not a curated record. Gene Ontology annotation, molecular function: DNA-directed RNA polymerase activity; nucleic acid binding; zinc ion binding. Lineage: Eukaryota; Metazoa; Arthropoda; Insecta; Lepidoptera; Pieridae. Bases 107 to 433 code for a protein of 108 amino acids. Gene Ontology annotation, cellular component: RNA polymerase III complex. The transcript has 2 exons.
CAAAUUCCAAUUGGUACUUGUGCCCUAUAUUUCUAUACACAACAUCUACGUUGAAUACAUAAUUAAGGCAUAAAUAUGUAUUGACGCUAGUAAGAAACAGAAAAUAAUGUUAUUUUGUCCAACGUGCGCGAAUAUUUUAAUGGUUGAAGAAGCUCCAGAAUCAGGGCUUCGAUACGCAUGCAACACAUGUCCUUACAUAUAUAACAUAAAGAAGAAGGUGUCUGCGAAGACCUUCCCAAAAUUAAAGGAAUUAGAUUAUAUUAUGGGCGGUGCUGCCGCAUGGGAGAAUGUAGAUUCUACUGAUGCCGUUUGCCCUAAAUGUGGUCACGGUAAAGCCUUCUUUAUGCAACUUCAAACACGAUCUGCUGAUGAACCUAUGACAACUUUCUACAGAUGUUGCGACCAUAAGUGUGCUCACAACUGGCGAGAUUAG